CCUGCGGCGGGUCCCGGAGGGGGGGAGCGCUGUGCGACCCUCGCCCCUUAUGGGGGAUCUGGGCUAUGGGCUCCUUCGGGACGGAUGGGAUGCCCAGCCUGACCCCCACCCUGGCGCAGCUCCAGUCCAAUGGAGAACCCAAUGCGACUUGCUCUGCAGUGCGGGGGAGGCGGUGGUCUCUGCAGCCCUCCCGGUAUGGCUGGGGAACGCAGUUGCCUGGCCCCCAUCCUCGCCUCGGUUCCAUGGAGACCCCCGUGGGCCCUCGCUCUGGAGGAGGGUGGUCUCUGGAGUCCCCCGGCAUGGAUGGGGAGCCCCCAUGUGAGCCUCAUCCCCGACCUGGUGCAGAGCACACCCCGUGCCCCCCUGCAGUGGGGGGAUCGUGCGACCCUUAUGCCUUUUGGGAAGGGGUCUGGCCUCUGGGUGCCCCUGCUGUGGGUGGGGAACCCACCAGCCUGACCCUCAUCCCCAGCCCGCUUCCAUGGAGACCCCAGUGAGAUCCUUGUCCCUCUUGUGAGAGGUGGUCUCUGGGUACCCCUGUGGUGGAUGGAGAGCCCCAGCCUGGUGCCCAUCCCUGUUGUGGGCUGGCACAGGGAGGCGUGGGGGGCAGCCCUCAUGGGGGACUGGGCUGGCUGUGCCCCCCAGCCCGGGCACAGGCUGGGCCCAGGGUUCAUGGCUCCUGGGAGGCCCUGAGCGCUCAGCCCAGCGGGACCUGUCCUUGCUGAGGGGCUGUACUGAGCAGUGACAGCAAACAGCCCUGGCAGCCUCUGCCCCAAAGCUCUGCCCGGGCACCACCCGCACUCGGCUCUCCUGUGUCCCCAGGGCCUCAGCCUUUAUGGUGCUGUCACCACACGCUGGAGCAAAGUCUGUGGGGCUCACAGCUGCUGCUCUGUGAACUGGAUAGCCUCUCUGACAGCCUUCCCCUGUGCGUGGGGGUGUCUGGAGCCUCCUCAAGGCCUCAUGGUGGUGUGUGUCCCUGGGCACCAUGUGCUGCUGUCGAGGAUCGGGCUCCAGGAGAGGAAGGGGCUGGAGCUGCCUUGGGCUGCUGCGGGAGGCCCCAGUCUGCUGAAGCCUCCCCAUGUGGGCAGGGUAGCUGUGGCCAGCAAGGUGCCCUGGGGAGCAUCAAGCACCUCCUGUGUGGUUGGUCGAGGUGGAGACAGGCCUGGCGAGGCAGGGAGCUGGCUGUGGUGUGUGCCCAGCUUGGGAAAAGGCCCUGGCAUCAGAUAUGCUGUGUGGGCAGAGGCAGCACUGGACGUGUCAGGUGAUGGUGGGAGGUAGGAUUUUCAACUGAGUGCUGAGGGAUGGUUCCUGGAGUCUCUUUUGAUGAGGAUGAGAGCUGCUUCAUUUGUGCUCUCCUCUGCUCCUGCUAUGCUUCCAGGUAUGGCUUUUGUUCUAGGCUGAAGCUUUUUUCCUUUUCAUUGCAGCUGCAAUCCCCUAGAAAACUUUUAAUCUGCAUUUUCUCACCUAACCCUGCCUAGCCUGGGAUCAAAGCUGGUGAUAAGAGCAUAGCCCUGUUGUUAUUGUGAGCUCAACCUUAUGAAAGGAAUAUCCUACAGAGCUGUAAUGACUAACCUGAGCCUCACAGCUCCAUAGUGCAUAUUUGCACAACCUCUUUUUCUCUCUGCACCUGCUCAUAUCCCUCUCCCUGUGAGUGCCCUUGCUUUGGAGGAUGACAGUGAGAAACACCAGAGUCUCCCACAUCUCUGGCAGCCAGAAGAGCCCAGGCUGAGCCCAUGGCCUCACUUUGGGGGCAAAGCCCAUUGUAUGAUAUCUCUGUGGGUGUCUUGUGGUCAGUGAUGCUGGGAUGCACAACUGUGAUGGACACAGAUGUGCUGGCAGAAGCCUUGCUGCAGAAGGGUUGUGGUCAAAGCCAUCCAAUGGAAGCAUGGAAUAGGCUACAGCUGUGACAAUGCAUUUGUUAGUUUAGCAAAGGCAGUGCUAAGGACUUGACAGGAUUUGUGUUUUAGUCUCAGUAGUAUUUUAUUAACUUCUGCUGGUGGUGCAGGUCAGGAAAUGGCAGUGUCUGAGAGCAUCCUCACCAGUCCUGCUGGCCAUGGGCUCUGGUGCUGUCUCCUGGCCACUUGCUGAGAGCCUGCUCUGCUGCCCAGCCCUGGGCAGCCCAAGGGGUGAGGAGUUGGUCUCUAGAUGGGGUGGGAUAUUGCUCUGCUCAUCACAGCCUUGUCAGGGCCACUCUGAAGAGCUGCAUGGGAGGUGAGGCCUCCCAGCACUGAGGUCCCUUUCCAGCACCUUGGUGGCAGGCACCUUACAGAGGGAUCUGGGACUCUCAGUGAGGCAGAGGAGACAGCUCACACUGUGUUUCCAGUAUUUUGGCUCUGCAGGGCCUUUUAAGGAAAAUUACAUGUUUUUCCUUCAAAGAUAGAUCCUCUCAGAGACUCUGCCCUUUUCUCUCUCUUCCCUGUGCAGUAAGGUUUAUUCACAGAACCACAGACAGAUUCGGGUUGUAAAGGACCUCUAGAAGUGUCUGGUCCAACUGACCUGCUCACAGCAAAGCUGAUUUGAGGCCUUGUUGUUCAGGGCUUUGUCCAGUUGGGUUUUGAGGACCUCCAGGCAGUCUGUGGCCUGUUCCCAGGCUGCAGCACUCCUCUGGACAGUCACCUGCUGUCCAUGCAGCUGUCCUCUCCAGCUGCUUGUGGGAUGUGCCAGAACACUUUUUCAGGUGUUCUGAUGCCUUCCUGCGGCAGUUGGGUAACAGGUAGACAGACUUGAUGACCAUCUGGUUUUCACCACUUCCAGGUCUUCUAUUUUUUCAAUCAUUGUCUUGGUAUCAUUAAGGCAGUUUGGACACACACUGCUCAAGCAUGCUGUACCUCCAAGCCUUUUUUGUUGUGCUUCUGAUAGUACUUCCAAAGCUUUUUACCCACUCACCCCUUUCCCCUGCAUUUAACCCUAUUUUGGCUGUACAAAUACCAGGAGAAUUUUCUCUUGGACUUGAUGGCUGAGUAGAGUUGGUUCUUGAAGCUGAAUUGCUCUCCAGAUAGCAUUGCUGCUAAGGGUGUACUUAGAUUUGUUACUCUUUUCUCUGUUGCACCACACUUAGUGCUUUGGGAGAUCCUUAGUGCUUUGGGAGGUCUUACAAGGAUAUGAGAGGAUCCAAGCCAUUUCAAACUGCUGCCAGGAUGGCGUUCUGGAUGGAUGAGGAUGCUCCUUUUGCCUGUCUUAGCAUUUACUGCUAUGGUUAGCAGCAGAUAAUGCUGAGAUUGAGGAAUGUUGUCAGUUUUAUUUGGAGUGUUGCAGGCAUUCUCCUGGUAAACGUAAUUCCAGGCCAUUCUGUGAGAUUUCUGAAAUUUGUCCUUCUUGCACUUUCUUGAAACUGAGGUGAAGUUUCUGGAAUGCAAGCUCAAAAUCCAGCUUGGUCAUUCCUGCCUUUGAGGAAUUUACAGGAGACUCAUGGCUGUGUGUUGCAGCACCAGCUGCUCACUGCUGGAGGAUUUAGGCUGUCUGGGUUCAGGGUGGCUGUGAUACUACAUUUGAGGCCUGCAGCCCUGAGCUGGGGCUCCUCCUGUAGGAAAAUCAAGUGAUGAUCUCCUUUCCUGGCUUUGGGGCUAUCAAAAAACAAUUGCUGGACUCUCAGUGCUGCUGGUGAAAUUCUGGAAAGGCCCUUUUUUCCCUGUGUACCAGUUACUGUUGUGUAGACAGUCCCAGUCACACAUGGAAACUGGCCUGAAGGGGUUGUGGUGAAAGCUGCUGCAGUUUGCACUGAUUGAGAACCAAUCAUACAUUUGGAGGUGGGACAGUGUUUGCCAAACCCUGCCUGCAAAGAACAAGGACUUGACCAGUGGCAUCUGCAGGAGCUGUGGCUGACUUGGAGUGAGUCACUGCAUGUAAAACCUCCAAGUCACAGAGGGUUUAAAGAUCCCAUGGUCAGUUGUUUAAUCAUGUGUUCACAAGCUUGUCCAGCUUUGAUUUCCAGCUUUUUGUGUCCUUGUGUGCAUCUGUCUGUAUCUCCAAGGAGUUGUCUGCUGUAGAUCUUCUUACUUUGUGACUUUUUUGAGAUGGGUCACAUCUCCCUGUUUUUUUUCAGGGAACAGAAUAGGUUUUGCACUGGAGGGUGUUCUCUAAACCACAUCUGAUUAUGUGUUACUGUGUCAGAGUUUUUUUUUUUAUUUGAAACAUCUCAACUCUUCCAAUAACUGUUAUCAAUUGUAAAUAGUACCCAAGAAUGAGACAGUGAUGGUCUAAGAUGGCACUGUGUGCAAGUAGCACUGUACUGAAUGUCACCAAGGCGGCUCUGUGCUUUUUGAGCUUGCAGCUCAGAGAGCUGCCUCUCCAAAACCACAAGUAAGUAACAAAAAUCCUUUCUGCUCCUUUCUGGAGAAUUUUGACUGGACUGGAACAUGGUCCACAGUAGUGUGCUUAGCUUACUGGUGAUUCUUUGUAAAUUCAUUUGAGUUGAAGUGAGUUAGCCAAUAUGUAAUAAAGGUUUGCAGUGCUUGAAUUUAGAAUGCUAUCAGCUGUCCAGAUAAACUUAGAUAAGUCACAGCAGAGAAGUUGGCUUCUGCUGUACUCACCACUCAAAGUAUAAUAUUGUUGAGUCUUACAGACCUUGUAGAUGGGAGGUGGUUGAAAUGUUCAUUUAAGUGUCUUUUGUAGUUACUAGUUAAUUAUUUUCAUAUUUCAAAUUAUCUCUAAUAGUGAAAAAUAUAAUCCUUCAGCCUUCAAAAAUAUUGAAAAUCUGAAUACACAUCCAUAAACCAAAGUCCAGGACAGAUACUCAAACAGUUCCUGUUCCUUUGCUAGAGGAGAGCAGUAACUGCAUGGCUGUGGGCUUUUUUUUUGUGGGCUGUAAAGACUUCUGAGAUGUUCUCUUCAUCAGGAGGGAGUAACAGCAGCUUUUUUUUUUUUUUUUUUUUUUUUUUUUUUUUUUUUUUUUUUUACUGUCUGUUUUUAUUAAAUGUUUGAUGGUCGAUCCUCAUUUCUGUAGGUAGGCCACGUAUUCCCCUGCUAAUGGUUACCUGAGUUACAGCACCACUGAUGUCUUUAAUAAGCUGGAUAAAGUCCCAGGUAGUCACUUGGAUGUGCUUUAGUGUCCUGGCAGAGAUGUUGCACUUUGAGCUUCCAGAUCUGAGGGAAGGUCCCACGUGCCCCUCUUUGCAGAAAGAGCUGGGCAGGUCUGGUGGUCACAGGUACUGGGUUUGGCCAUCAGUGUUGUGUUCUGUGCCAGUCCUGCACACCUGGGGAGGACCCCCAGCUGUCCCAUCACUUCUUUGGAAGUGCUUUCUUGCCACCUGAGAAGCAUUCUGCUGCAGACUGUUCUGCAGGAGACUUUGCUCCUUCAACUUGUUCUUCGCGAGAAUAUAUCUCUUACUGGAUACUCCAGGGAGUACUUACUCCUAAGUGAGGAGUUCCCAAAUGCUAUAUGUGCUGCUAAGUGCAGGAUUUCAGCACACUGCCUCCUCUUGGUUUGGCCAAGUCAUGUUGCACUGUACUCUCCUUGCUGCCAGUUAUGUGGCUGGAAAAGAGGAAGAUUUUGAGCAGACCAGUGACCAACCCCAGUGACUGAGCUGUGCAUUAGCUGAUCCUGGAAUAAGAGAGGUGAUGACUUGUGGUGGAUCAUUUCUGCACCUGCCAGAAACAAUAAGCUAUUCUGUUUCUGUUGUGGAAAGUGAGAAAAGACUUUACCAGAGAUAAAGUGCACGCUCUGUUUGCAGCUUAACUCACUGUGAAGCUCAACAGAAGGCCCAGACAAAUCUGACUGCCUGGGGCAGACAGAAGUAGAGCUUCUUACCUUGCUGCAGCAGAGCAGCUCUAAUUUCUUCAGGUUGAGUUUGAUUUCAGAGCAACCCACAGAACUGGAAAAUACCAUUCUUUCCUAUUUUAAGAGCCUCCUUCCUCAUUCUUAUCAGCUGGUAGUUGAAAGCUACUAUAAAGAAUUCAUUGUCAGGGACAUUCUGUGCUUUCCCACUCACACUGUUUGUCAGCAUCACCUUGGGUCCAGCCUCAACUCUUAACUCCAUCAGCUUUUCCAGAUUCUUUUAAAUAUAUCAAGAGUUGGCAUUCAUCUGCCCUGUACCAUCUUGCAGCUCUGCUGCAGCAGGUUGAAAAUAAACAAAAGGAAAAUAUUUCUAAAAACUGAGUGUUAAACUGCAGGACUUAAAACCACUGGAAUUUUAGGAGGUCCAAAGUAUAAAUUGGUUCAAAGUGGGAUUAGGCAGAUUCACAGAGGAUUUGCCCAGUACAGAUUCUUAACAGGGACAUUGUCAGUGCAGCUCAAGCCAAGUGUGAUUCUUCAGCAGCUGAGUGCGUGACUGGGGAUGUGCUGAAGAGGAACAUCCUGUUAGUUGUGUUUCUUAUACUCUCUCCCCAGGUAUCCAUUCCUGGUGUGAACAGGAACAGAAUAUUUGAGCACAUGGUCCUUUCAUUGGACUGACUGCAGCAGUCCUUAGCUUUGCACAUCCUAGGAAGUUUUGGUUCCUUCUCCAGAAUGUGUGAGCUGUUCUGCUGGGAGGAUUCAGAUAGAGCUGAUAAGAGGGGACAGGGCCUCGAGCACAGGGGGCUUCCAAAGUGAGUGAGUGCUCUUACUGCAGCCUUGCCUCUGCAGAGAGGUCUGUUCCAGCUACAUCCUGAUAGUUUGGAGUUGCCUUAAUCUGCGGAAUACUUCUUCUCUUUCAGACUUUUCUGUUGGUCAGGCAUGUUGCCAUUAAGUCAGAGUUUUGUCUUGCAUUGUUUCACCCAAAGUUUGAAAGCAGUGUUAAGGUGUACACUGUUAAACCAGAUGCCUUUGGUAAUAUGAGUUACAGGGCAAGAUUGUAGAUUGUUGCUUGCAUUGUGCUCUGGAGGGAAUGCCCAGAUGGAUUUCUUAUGCUCCAAAUGUUUCCAGGGUCUAUUUCUACCAAGCAAAGGCUAGGCCAGCUGAAAGUGGGAAUUACUUUAGGACCUUAGUGGUUCAUUGCAAACUUGUGCAAAGUGUCUGAGGUCAUUCUGAGGGGUAUUUUUGCUCUGUUAAGUAUACCUGUAAAUAAAUUUUCCUUCAUCUGGAUGCUUUGAGGUUUUUUUGCUUGUUAUUGUAGGGCUUGCUGUCUGUGAAACUGGGUGGGGAUAUCUUUGAGCAGGAGAUAUUGCUCAUAUUCUGAACAGCAGGAAAAAAACUUUAUCAUCUUGGAAAGGUUCUCAUCUUCUUCAAAUCCUUAGGACCUUUCUUUCAGAUGUCUUUGUUUCUAUUUCACUUUGUUCUUAUUUUUGUCAGCCAGCCUAAAGCAUGUUUUAGAUCCUGCAUUGCUCUGGAAUUGACUUAUUCUAAAAGUUUUGUCUCGUCUUGUAACUAAAAGUGAACAGAAACACCAGAGUCUUUGGGGGUGAAACUUGCUGAGCAUUUCUAAAGAUUACAUUUGCUUUAGUUUCUGAUUGGGAUUGUGGGAAUAGUGCUUUAUCUGCCACCAGGAAACAGAAAACAUUACUGUGUAUUUAGAUAAAAUACGGAGGCGGUGGCUUUGAAAUCCAGUUGUUGGGUAUGAUUUCCUUAAAUUCCUGCUUGUCUAAGUUUCAGAAGCUGGGUGCCUUCUCUGUCCAAGUGUGUUCUAUUUAGUUCUGAGCAAAUCAUUUGUGAGUGAAAAUUUGCUUGUCCUUUCAGAGGUAAGGAUAUGAAAAAAGAGUUAAACAGCCAUCAUCAGUGAAAUUAAAUCAGGCUUCCUCCUUCAUUGAUAUAGAUGAGUUAUGCCCACUGUAAGGCCAAAUAAACAAAAGUACUGUGUCUUCUCACUCAGGGCUUAAAACAGUGCUAAAUUUAGAAUUGGAAUUACUCUGAUAGGAAGGGCUAGGUUGCUGCCACAUCAUUUGAUUCUAGUGCCUUUUUUGUAGUGUCUGCUUAGAGCCUGUUUGGGGACAUGAUGUUAUUUCAAGUCUUACACUGCCUUCCCACUUGCAGACUCCAACUCCUUCUCCCUUUCCCUCUUCAGGUUUGUCAACCAUUAUCUCCUUGUGGGGGUAUAAUUCAGUUUUAGACCACAUUACUUGCCUCAUCUCUAAGUCUUGACCUUUCUGUCUUAUGAUGAUGUCAACCAUGAGGAUCUGGGCUGUAACUUGCCCUCUGAGGUUGGCAGUCUGCAUCACACCUUCCUGUUCAAGUCACUGUUUGUGCCCUGCAAAGUCACAGUAAUCUUUUUUCCUGGCUCUGCAUUGCCUGCUUGUGUCUAUCUUGCUACUUGUUCUUCUUAUGACUGCUUUUAACAUCAGAGCUUUACCACCUUUCUUCUUGCCACCCUCCAGAACUCCUCCUAGUUCUAACUCAAGCUUUUCCAGUUGUUCCAUGUCUGAAUAUUAGCCUAUGUAAUUUGGGGCUAUGCAGUAGCUGUAGUUAUACUGUAACAUUGUUUAUAUCUGUCCUCUGACAGGAUUAAUGCAUAUUGUCAUCCUGUGUCUUGUUAAGACUCACACUUCAGGGCUUGAAAGGAGUUAUUUCUACCUCUAUGUUUAAGAGAAAAAAGGUAUUUUAAAAGUUAAAAAUGUGUUAGCUCCAUAAGAACAGAUCAGGAGAAAGGACAGACCAGAUUAUUCGGAUAGAGAAGAAGGCAGGCUGGGGAUAUUACCACAGAAUAUUGGUGUGGAGCCUCUGAUACCCCAAUGUGUCAUUUAGCAUAAGCAAGUUUCUUUGCUGUGCUGGGUGAGGUGUGUGAGGGCUGUAGAGUUCCCAAAGGUCUGUUAUACCAAACUGCUGCAUCGUGCUGCUGACUUUUGUACCCUCACGAGUAGAGGUGAUUCACCUGCUGGUGUCUGGUGUCCUGGUUAUGGCCUGGCAGCAUUCCUGGGCCUUGUUUUACUCCUGCAGUGUUCAGAAGAGUGGACAGUUCAUGUUCUAUGUUAGACUGCUUUUCAUUAACUUGCAAGUCUCUCUCUCAUUUCCAGUUGCCAUCUUCUAAAUGGAUUCCAGUGAAUUUUCAGGAUCUCUGGACCCCCUGUCCUUGCCUGACAAACCGCUCAUUGGUGAUCUCCCUGCUGACAUGGAGUUUGGUGAAGAUCUCCUGGGCUCCCAAACAGCUUCUACCCAGGAAGUUUCAGUUCUUCAGCCCCCUGGCUGGGAUCAAUCCAAGCAGAUGACUUCAGAUGAGGACUUGGACCUUGUAGUGAAAGCAGACAGCGUGUCUGAACUAAAUAAAUCAAAUGACUGUGUUCUAGAUAAACCUGGUGUCUUGGAUAUGCUGGAGAAACCUGGUGACAGGGAUGAUUUGGGUAAAACCUCUGACUUGGUGGAUAAACCAGAGGGUCUGGAUGGGCUGUGUAAGGCACAGCCUUCCCAGGACGUGGAGGGUGGACCAGCAGACUCCUCUGCCUUGUCUAGAGAAGCUGUUGGUCCAGAAAUGGGGAAAGAAGGGGAGAAUGCACCAAAAAAUUGUUCUGGGGAUGUAAAGGAAGAUGGUGCUGCUGCUAUUCCUGCACUGUCUGGUGACAAUGCCCCUGAAUCACCCCACCAACCUGUCCCUGACUCCAGGGACCUCAGCAGUGCCCCGGCCAAGGAAGAAACCACAGCACAGUCCUCAAGUCCCACAGUGCCCCCUCCCCAACUCAGUCUUAAACAAACAAAGAAGAUGAAGUUGAAGGCGCCAAGGAAAAGCUCACCUUUGCAGAGGGAAGGGCUGGCAGGGGAGGCAGAGGUGCAGCUGAGCCCAGACAACAGAACUGCAGCUUUGCCCCCUGAGCCUGUGGAGAAAACCCGGGCAGAGGAAGGGGAUGAUAAUGGGAAGAACUCACUUAAAGAAAACAGUGUACUCAAAGCACAGGAAGUCUUACCACCAGCAGGGGAAGGCCUGUCUGGGAAGGGAAGCGAGCUGCCGGCUGAGAAGGAGCAGAAAAGAAGUGAACGACCCAGAAGAUCAGAAACUGUCAGGCCUGAGACUGUGAACUCCUCAGAGAGCAUUCCAGUGUCUGACGAAGACUCUGAUGCGAUGGUGGAUGAUCCCAACGACGAGGAUUUCGUCCCUUUCCGGACGCGGCGCUCCACGCGGAUGUCGCUGCGCGCUCAGAUGGCGCAGCGAGCCGCCCGCUCCUCCUUCACCAAGAUGACGUGUGCCAACUGCCGGACCCCGCUGCAGAAGGGCCAGACUGCCUACCAGAGAAAAGGCCUUCCUCAGCUCUUCUGCUCCAGCUCCUGUCUCACCACCUUCUCAAAAAAACCGCCUGGCAAGAAGAUAUGCACCUUCUGCAAAAAGGAGAUCUGGAACACCAAGGACUCUGUGGUUGCCCAGAUUGGUUCAGGUGGCUCUUUCCAUGAGUUCUGCACCUCUGUCUGCCUUUCCCUCUACGAGGCCCAGCAGCACAGACCAGCACCUCAGUCUGCAGAUGCCUCGGACACCAGCCGCUGCAGUGUUUGCCACAAACCUGGCGAGAUCCAGCACGAGGUCAGCAAUGGGAACGUGGUUCACCGUAUCUGCAGCGACGCCUGCUUCACCAAGUUCCGGGCCACCAAGGGGCUGAAAACAAACUGCUGUGACUACUGUGGACUUUAUAUCUACAACAAGGGCUUGCCCCUGGAGUACCUCUUCCAUGAAGGCCAGCAAAAACGCUUUUGCAACUCUGCGUGUCUCAACAGUUACAAGAAGAAGAACACUCGGGUCUACCCCUGCAUGUGGUGCAAGACGCUGUGCAAGAACUUUGACAUGCUGCCCAACGUGGAUCGCAGUGGCAAGAUGGGCCUGUUCUGCUCCAUUUGCUGCACUACCUCCCACAAAGUGAAGCAGUCAGGCUUAGUUGGUCCCCCUAGACCCUGCAGCUUCUGCAGAAAGAGUUUGUCUGAACCCUGCUAUUACAACAAGACAGACCGGGUUGUCUACCAGUUCUGCAGCCCCAGCUGCUGGACCAAAUUCCAGCGCACCAGCCCAGAAGGUGGGAUCCACCUCAACUGCCAUUACUGUCACAAUCUGUUCAGCGGGAAGCCGGAGAUCCUAGACUGGCAGGACAAGGUGUAUCAGUUCUGCUGCAAGGACUGCUGCGAGGACUUCAAGCGGCUGCGUGGGGUGGUGUCUCAGUGUGAGCACUGCAAGCAGGAGAAGCUGCUGCAUGAGAAGAUCCGUUUCUCUGGAGUGGAGAAGAACUUCUGCAGCGAAGGGUGUGUGCUUCUUUACAAACAGGAUUUCACCAAGAACCUGGGCCUGUGCUGCAUCACCUGCACCUACUGUUCUCAGACCUGCCAGCGGGCGGUCACCGAGCAGCUGGAGGGCAGCACCUGGGACUUCUGUAGUGAAGACUGCAAAAGCAAAUACUUGCUCUGGUACUUCAAGGCAGCUCGGUGCCAUGCCUGCAAGCGUCAGGGGAAGCUGCUGGAAACCAUCCACUGGCGGGGGCAAAUCAAACACUUCUGCAACCAGCAGUGUCUGCUGCGAUUUUACAAUCAACAGAACCAGCCCAACCUGGACACGCAGAAGGGGCCCGAGAGCCUGCUGAACAGUCAGACUUCAGAGCCAAAACCAGCUGUCCCUUCCACACAGAAGGCAGAAACUAACAUGCUGUCAGCAAAGGCCUCCUCAGCCCAAACAUCUCCAGCUGUGCCACCUCCCGCCCCACCUCUGGUUCCAGCCACCCCUCGGAAAAACAAAGCUGCCAUGUGUAAACCCCUGAUGCAGAACCGGGGUGUCUCCUGCAAGCUUGAAAUGAAGUCCAAAGGAUGUCAGACAGAGGCUGACUGGAAGCCCCAGCUGGUUGUGUUGCCAAUCCCCGUCCCGAUCUUCGUGCCUGUGCCUAUGCAUAUGUACUGCCAGAAAGUACCUGUGCCUUUCUCCAUGCCUGUCCCGGUGCCUGUGCCAAUGUUCCUGCCCACCACACUGGAGAGCACAGAGAAGAUUGUGGAGACCAUUGAGGAACUGAAGGUGAAGAUCCCCUCCAAUCCCCUAGAGGCUGACAUCCUGGCUAUGGCUGAGAUGAUUGCAGAGGCUGAGGAACUGGACAAAGCCUCCUCGGACCUGUGUGACCUGGUGAGCAAUCAGAGUGCAGAGGGUCUCCUGGAGGACUGUGAUCUGUUUGGACCAGCACGGGACGAUGUGUUGGCUAUGGCUGUCAAGAUGGCAAAUGUCCUCGAUGAGCCGGGCCAGGACCUGGAGGCUGACUUCCCUAAGAACCCUCUGGACAUCAACCCCAGUGUGGAUUUCCUUUUUGACUGUGGGCUGGUGGGACCAGAUGAUGUGUCCACAGAGCAAGAUCUGCCUCGAGCUGUCCGGAAGGGGCAGAAGCGCCUGGUGCUCUCUGAAAGCUGUUCCCGGGACUCGAUGAGCAGCCAGCCCAGCUGUACAGUGCUCAACUACUCGUACGGUGUGAAUGCCUGGAAGUCCUGGGUACAAGCCAAGUAUGCAGGGGGAGAAACCAGCAAGGGAGAAGAGCUACGCUUUGGCCCCAAGCCCAUGAGGAUCAAAGAGGACAUCUUAGCCUGCUCAGCAGCUGAGCUCAACUACGGCCUGGCGCAGUUUGUCAAGGAGAUAACCCGGCCCAAUGGGGAGCGCUAUGAACCGGACAGCAUCUAUUACCUCUGCCUUGGCAUCCAGCAGUACCUGCUCGAGAACAAUCGUAUGGUGAAUAUAUUUACAGACCUUUACUACCUGACCUUCGUGCAGGAGCUGAACAAAUCCCUGAGUGGCUGGCAACCCACAAUCUUACCAAAUAACACAGUUUUCUCCCGUGUCGAGGAGGAGCACCUCUGGGAGUGCAAACAGCUGGGUGUUUACUCACCCUUUGUGCUUCUCAACACCCUCAUGUUCUUCAACACCAAGUUCUUCGGGCUGCAGACUGCGGAGGAGCACAUGCAGCUCUCCUUCACCAAUGUGGUGCGUCAGUCCCGCAAGUGCACCACGGCCCGUGGCAUGACAAAGGUGGUGAGCAUCCGCUACUAUGCUCCUGCCAAGCAGAAGAAAAGCCGAGAUGGCGGCUCUGGAAAACGGAAGCGUGAGGAGGAGGUACCGAUGCUGGAGCAGCGGGAGAACAGGAUGAAUCCCCUCCGAUGCCCAGUCAAGUUUUAUGAGUUUUAUCUUUCCAAAUGUCCCGAGAGCCUGCGGAACCGCAGCGACGUGUUCUACCUGCAGCCCGAGCGGUCGUGCAUCGCCGAGUCCCCGCUCUGGUACUCGGUGAUCCCCAUGGACCGCAGCAUGCUGGAGAGCAUGCUGAACCGCAUCCUGGCCGUCAGGGAGAUCUACGAGGAGCACAGCCGGCUCAGCAGCCUGGAGGACGACGUGGACUAAGGCAGAGGUGCUGCUGGACUGGCUGCACUCCAGCCCUGGACACCUCAUCUUGCUGCUUCCCAUUGCAGGGCAGGGGCCAUGCAGCAUAGGAAGGGAUGGUGCUGCAGCAGUGCUGUCCCUACAUCAUUACCAGACUUGGACCUCCCAUCCUGCUCGUUACAGGCAUCCCCUACAUACGUGGCCCCCACACUCAGCUCUGUCUCCAGUUUUGGCUGCUGGGUGAGCCAUCUUCCCCCAGGGUCUGUUCCCAUGGCACAGGAGUGGCAGAGUCCCUGGUGCAGCUCCCCUUGCCCAGCCCUGCCCCUCUCUCCCCAUGCCCCAGGGCAGGAAUUGCACAAAAUACAUUGUCCCAUUGGACCAGUGGCCCCCAAAGCUUUUACUUCCCUCUUCCUUUAGCAUUCCCUCACAAGGCUGGAGGUAUCAAGGCAGGAACAGUAGCUCUGCUUCUCGGGCAGGAUUGUCUUUUCAAGCCAGUGGGCAUGGGCCACGUGCAGCCUGAAAGCUGUUGGGUCAAGGGGAGAACUUUUGUCGCAGGGUGGGAGAGAUUUGGAUUGGUUGCAGGGAGUGGAUAGAGCUCCCACUGGAAUUUGUGGGCAGAGAUCUGGCCUCGCCACAGGGAUACCUCCCUUGUGUGCAGCCAGGAUGCCUCCCUCUCUUUGGUCAGUGUUUUCUGAGUCUGCUGAAAACUGAUGGAGAUGGGUCCGUACUAGUGCUGCCCCUCUCUCCCCUGUUCCCUGUCUUGGUGUAAGGACCCUCCCCUGUGCAAGGUGCCGUCAGUGGAAACCUCUGCUCCAGCCAGGGGCCCAGGCAUUUGCUGGCAGAAGCAGGGAGCCCUGCCUGGCUUCCCCCUCCCUCCCACAGCCACAGGCUGCCACCACCCUGCCCAGGGCAAGUCUGGCUCCAGCUGUGCCACUCCGUGCUGCCUCCUGCCCCUUCUCGUGUUCUGGUCGGUUUUCUUGAGCUGUACAUGGGUCUCCUGUUGAGCCUGUAUAUAUUGUUCUGGGCCCUGGCCUGGGGCCAUCUGUUCUCUGUGUCCAUGUGGAGAGUGAGCUGCUCACCAGUCUUGUUGUAGUGAUGCCAGGGCAGUAGGACUAACCCUGUGUCUCUGGAAACCAUUCAUUUCAAAUAAAGAUGUGGAAAACUU
Messenger RNA from Haemorhous mexicanus (house finch), 14313 nucleotides. RefSeq names its product zinc finger MYM-type containing 3 (gene ZMYM3). Gene Ontology annotation, molecular function: zinc ion binding. Lineage: Eukaryota; Metazoa; Chordata; Aves; Passeriformes; Fringillidae. The record is from RefSeq and is a predicted model, not a curated record. The transcript has 24 exons. Bases 8871 to 13169 code for a protein of 1432 amino acids.